This is a messenger RNA of Monascus purpureus, 1432 nucleotides long. The record is from the annotation of a GenBank genome assembly. Lineage: Eukaryota; Fungi; Ascomycota; Eurotiomycetes; Eurotiales; Aspergillaceae.
GUCUACCGCUACUCUUGGUUUGCAAGUGUAUCUCCGGAACUGACAAAAGGCAUCCAAGAUGUUUCACAGUACAUUGCGAAAAGCGCUUCUUGCGUUUCCUCUCCUUGCUCUAGGGCAUGCUAUACCCUUGAAUCUACGCUUGGAAUCUCGAGAUCUUACAUUUGACUACAACAACCAAAAGGUUCGCGGUGUCAACCUUGGCGGCUGGUUCGUUCUUGAACCAUGGAUUACGCCUUCUAUCUUUGACUCGGCUGGAGACUCCGCCGUAGACGAGUAUACCCUCAGCGCCAACCUUGGUGGCUCGGCACAAUCUGUGCUGUCGAAUCACUGGAACACUUUCAUCACCGAGGAUGAUUUCUACAAGAUCGCUCAGGCAGGUUUGAACCACGUCAGAAUCCCUGUUGGUUACUGGGCUGUCACUCCGCUAUCUGGAGAGCCAUACGUCCAGGGUCAGUUAGAGGUUCUUGAUAAAGCGAUCAAUUGGGCGCGGAAUGCCGGUAUCAAGGUUCUGGUUGACUUACAUGGAGCUCCUGGGUCUCAGAAUGGAUUCGACAACAGCGGACGCAGAGGGUCCAUUAACUGGCAGCAGGGAGAUACCGUCCAGCAGACGCGCGAAGCGAUUUACAGCCUGGCACAACGAUACGCACCACACACCGACGUGGUAGCCGCGAUCGAGGCAAUCAACGAGCCCUUCACGCCCGGCGGAAUAAAUCUCGACGAAUUGAAACAGUACUACUAUGACGUCUGGGGUGAAGUCCGAGAAGUGAGCAACGACACAACCGUCGUCCUACACGACGGCUUCCAACCCGUUGACUCCUGGAACGGCUUCAUGAACGUAGCAUCCGGCAAAUGGUACGUGAUGAUGGAUACUCACCACUACGAGGUCUUCGAAAACGACCUCCUCGCCCAAGACAUCAACGGGCAUGUCUCCACUGCCUGCCAAUUUGGGUCCCAGCACCUCCAGAACGUAGACAAGUGGACCGUUGUCGGUGAAUGGAGCGGCGCUGUUACCGAUUGUGCCAAAUACCUCAAUGGCAAGGGGAUCGGGGCUCGUUACGACGGCACGUACGAGGGAAGCUCGUAUAUCGGCGAUUGUGCUGGGAAGGCAACGGGGUCGGUGGACGGUCUCUCGGAUGUAGAGAAGGCGGAUACCCGUCGUUUCAUUGAGGCGCAGUUGGAUGCAUAUGAGAGGGUGACGGGCUGGCUGUUCUGGACUUGGAAGACUGAGGGCGCUCCCGGGUGGGACUUGCAGGAGCUUAUUGACAGAGGCAUUUUUCCUCAGCCUGUAACGUCGAGACAGUAUCCAAACCAAUGCGGUUGAUGAGGACAAGUAUGAAUAGUAUGCUACUGAGAUGACAAGUAGUUACAGCGCAGGCAUAGAUUGUAGCUACCUAGGUAGAUAGGAGACCCAUCAGGUCUACUACUAUCAUGU